Cucumis melo (muskmelon) is the source of this 1742-nucleotide messenger RNA. RefSeq names its product sugar transporter ERD6-like 16. Gene Ontology annotation, cellular component: membrane. The record is from RefSeq and is a predicted model, not a curated record. Gene Ontology annotation, molecular function: sugar transmembrane transporter activity. Bases 181 to 1671 code for a protein of 496 amino acids. NCBI's taxonomy places the organism in Eukaryota, Viridiplantae, Streptophyta, Magnoliopsida, Cucurbitales, Cucurbitaceae. Gene Ontology annotation, biological process: transmembrane transport; carbohydrate transport. The transcript is spliced from 19 exons.
AUCCCCUCCAAAAAUCCAACGUCAGAGACAGCCAAUCUCCACAUGCUAUAGAAAAAAAGAAAGAGAAUGGAUACUUGAAAUUGUUUAAAUUGAGAGAGGUUUCAAAUUUCCAUAAGCUAUAAUUUGAGAGAUUGAGAGAGAGAGAGAGAGGCAAAAAGGAAAAAGAAAGAGAAAGAUCGUAUGGCUAUUGAAGAGUGGAAGGAAAUUGAAAAUGGAGAUGAUGAUGGAAAUUUGGAGACACAAUUGUUGAUGAAAAGAGAGGAAGGAUUAGAAGAAGAUGAAGAAGAAGAAGAAGAAGAAGUUUCUUCAAGAAGAUGCAACCAUAUGCUUUAUCUUAGUACCUCGGUUGCGGUUUGUGGUUCUUUUCAAUUCGGAUCUUGUGUGGGAUAUUCAGCACCAGUUGAGGCUGCAAUAAGGGAAGAUCUUAAUUUGUCUCUAUCUCAGUAUUCUAUGUUUGGAUCUAUAUUAACCAUUGGAGCAAUGUUUGGAGCUAUCACAAGUGGGAGAAUCGCUGAUUAUAUUGGACGUAAACAGGCAAUGAGAAUGUCAGCUUGUUUCUGCAUACUUGGAUGGAUAGCAAUCUUCCUUUCAAAGGAAUCCGUUUUAUUAGACAUUGGGAGGCUACUAACAGGAUAUGGCAUUGGAGUCUUCUCAUAUGUGGUCCCAAUAUUUAUUGCUGAAAUAGCUCCGAAAAAUCUUCGGGGAGGUCUUACGACGCUAAAUCAGUUAUUGAUUGUCAUGGGUGCGUCCGUUGCUUUCAUACUUGGAACCGUCGUAACAUGGAGAACACUUGCUCUGACGGGACUGAUACCUUCCUUUACCCUUCUUGUGGGUCUGUUUUUUGUUCCCGAGUCCCCAAGAUGGCUUGCAAAGGUUGGUGAAGAGAAGGAGUUUCUAAGUGCAUUGCAGAGACUUAGGGGUAAAAAUGUCAAUAUUUCAGCCGAAGCUAUCGAGAUUCAAGAUUAUAUUGAAACUAUGCGAAGUCUCCCCAAAGUCAAGUUGGUUGAUUUGUUUCAAAGCAUUUACGUUCGUCCUUUAAUGAUAGGGGUGGGAUUGAUGAUGUUCCAGCAAUUUGGAGGGAUCAAUGGGAUUGGUUUCUUUGCAAGUGAAACCUUCGCCUCAGCGGGUCCAUCAGCAGGAAAAAUUGGAACAAUUGCUUAUGCUUGUAUUCAGGUUCCAAUUACUGUUGUUGGUGUAAUCUUAAUGGAUAAAUCUGGAAGAAGGCCACUUAUUAUGGUGUCUGCAGCUGGAACUUCUCUUGGUUGCUUUCUUGCAGGAGCUUCUUUCUUUCUCAAGGGCCGUGGUUUGCUGCUCGAUUUCGUGCCUGUGCUCGUUGUAGCUGGAGUGUUGAUAUAUAUUGCAUUUUUCUCCAUUGGAAUGGGAGCAGUUCCUUGGGUGAUAAUGUCUGAGAUAUUUCCAAUUAAUGUGAAAGGAGUUGGAGGGAGCAUAGUGGUGUUGGUGAAUUGGUUGGGUGCUUGGAUUGUCUCUUUUACCUUCAAUUUCUUCAUCACCUGGAGUUCUUAUGGGACAUUCUUUAUUUACUCUCUAAUAUCUUUGAUGACAAUUCUAUUUGUGAUGAAGUUGGUCCCAGAAACCAAAGGAAGAACCUUAGAAGAAAUUCAAGCAUCCAUUAAUUCACAAAGAGGAGUGGAAAUCUUGAAUUUAAGUUAAUGAAUUACUGAUUUUUUUUUGUUACACAUUUUUUCUCUCAUUAAAAAAAUAUAUAAUGUUAUUUAAUUAUA